AAAAUCUGUCGCACCACAUCACAUCCGAGAAUUCAUAUAGUUCCUGACAUCUGAGAUAUUAUUUCAUUAAAUCUGUUCCCUAGUUGCAAUCUUUUGUUCCUGAGAAUGAUGAAGCGACAAAUGAAGACGUUCAUUCCAUGUUUGGUGAUAUUAGUAACAAUCAUUUUACAAUACUCAGAGUCAACCAAAGCUCUUGAAGUUGAGUUCAGUUACAUAGAAGGGAGCGCGAAGGGGCCUUCACGAUGGGGUGAGCUGAAAGCAGAAUGGGCGGCCUGUAAGAAUGGAACAGUUCAAUCUCCUAUUGAUCUGUUAAAUCGCAAGGUGAAAGUGUUGUCCAACUUAGGGGACCUAGACAAGGGCUACAAGCCUGCCGCUGCUUCUAUCCUCAACAGAGGCCGUGACAUAACGGUGAAUUGGGAAAGUGAUGCGGGUUCAACAAUAAUCGAUGGAACCCAUUUCUUUCUCCAAGGAGCCCAUUGGCACUGGCCAGCUGAACACCUCAUCAAUGGCAAGAGGUAUGACUUGGAGCUGCACAUGGUCCAUCAAAUGACACUGCCCGAUGGGACUAACAGGACCGCUGUGGUUGCUGUUCUCUACAAGCUUGGUCGUCCUGAUCCUUUUCUCUCCAAGUUGGAAGAGAUCGUAAAGGAGAUUGGAGAAGAGGGAGAUGAAAAGAGCUUAGGGAUAAUAGAUCCCUCGGAGAUAGAACUGGGUGGCCCGAUGUACUACAGAUAUAUUGGAUCACUCACCGCCCCUCCUUGCACUGAAGGUGUCAUUUGGACUAUUUCUAAGAAGAUUAAGACUGUCUCAAGAGAGCAAGUAAAUCUUCUCGUUAAUUCAGUCCAAUAUUAUGCGAGGAGGAACGCGAGGCCAUUGCAGCCCCUUAACAAUCGAGAGAUACAACUUUAUGUCCCAAACGCCUACAUUAAUAAACCUCAUUAUUAAUUUCCUGUAUUCGUUACUUCUGUUCUUGUACUACACGGUACCAAGAUUCAUCUGUUUUCCGCUUCCAAAGCAAUAAGUGCUGUAAAAACUGUUUACUAUGAUGCACAUUUACUCGUUCUAUAUCUCCACGUGUAAGUUUAUUCUUGUGUUCAUUUAUUUUUUUGAUGAAUAAUACAAUAAAGCCUUCAUGUAGGACUUAGGAAUA
Messenger RNA from Prosopis cineraria, 1150 nucleotides. Its product is annotated as alpha carbonic anhydrase 7-like. The transcript has 7 exons. Lineage: Eukaryota; Viridiplantae; Streptophyta; Magnoliopsida; Fabales; Fabaceae. Gene Ontology annotation, molecular function: carbonate dehydratase activity; zinc ion binding. The coding region runs from base 106 to 945 and encodes 279 amino acids. The record is from RefSeq and is a predicted model, not a curated record.